AUGGCAAAGUGUGGAGCAUGUGGAAAAUUCUUGUCAACCGCGGACUGUGCGCGUUGUAGUAAAUGCAGUGACAUCUUCCAUAAAGGAUGCGUGUCAAUCCCAUCUACGGGCGCUGCGCCUCGGGGCUGGAUCUGCCCUAGUUGCUCAGCGAAAGUACCUCGUGGGGAUAAUACGGCAACUCCUGUACGAGGGUUGACAGCUGUCGGGGUGCAUCACACUUCGAGCGAGGGAGAUGUUGAUGCAGAUACGAUGAAUCGGUCGCUGGAGUCUCGUGUCGACCUUGGUUUAGAAAUCCGAUCUUUUAAGGAUGAGCUGGUGGGCCUAAGAACUGACUUGAGAGAGUGCCGAAAUGAUAUCGCUGAGUUUAAGGAGCUCCUCAAGUCUUGUCAUGGACGCAUCGACGNAUUUUUAUUUUCAACGCUCAAUGAAAAGUCAACACACUGGUUGCUGCAGAAUAUUUCUGUAAAAUCUCAUUUGAAGGAGAUUAAUACUCUGUGGGCUGACUAUACACAACGUGCAUGCAGCACGAUCCGCGUCCAGUUCAAUAAUGCUUUCAGGGCUGUGUUGAGGCUGCCCCGGUUUCGUAGCGCCUCGGGUAUGUUUGCAGUGGCUCGUACGGAUUGCUUUCAUGCGACCAUACGCAAGCGGUGCGCAUCCUUGGUACGCAGAGUGCGGGCUAGCUCCAACACGGUCCUAGCCAUGAUUGCAAACAGACUGGACUGCCCCUAUAUAAGACACUGCUGUAAUAAACAUCUGUCUCUCAUUAAUCUAACAGUGACUGGUAUGGUGUAG
Molecule: messenger RNA, 792 nt
Organism: Bombyx mandarina (wild silkworm)
Lineage: Eukaryota; Metazoa; Arthropoda; Insecta; Lepidoptera; Bombycidae
Source: RefSeq, a predicted model, not a curated record